AUGGCUGUCGGCACUACUCAAGCCAAUGGCGGAACAGCAGCUGAAGUUACGCAAACCGCAACUGAGACGAGAUGGAGGCCCAGUUCGCCGUCCGCUCCACGAUAUGCGUCAGAAACCAGCGCGCAGCAACAACCACCGCCACCUUUGCGUUCAUCUCGACAGCGUUCGCUUGGAGUCCAUGACGAGCAGGGUGCAGCGGUGGCGGCUGCCGCAUCCGCCUACUGUACCAAAGAAACGGCACCAAGGAAAGUGAUAGAGCGGCCUUCCGUGGAAGAACAUCAGCCGCCAUUUGUCCUAGAGGCGGCGGAGGAAGGCCAUGUCACCGAGGUGGAUGGGGUGGGAACCACAGAGGCUGUCGACGAGGAAUAUGAUAGAACAGAGUGGAACGACUCGGAGCUUAUUGAGGAUGACGGGUUGUUGUCUGCUCUGCCAAGUAAUCCGCGGCCCCAGGUUGAAGAAAACUCAGAACAAUGGGCAGUUCCCCCUAGUAUGUCGACUCCAGCCAUUGUCACCACGGGAGAAAGCGAGCGCGCUGCCAUGGAGCACUCUGCCAUCCCGCGAGGCUCCUCGCCAUUACGCCAUGAGACAGUAAUAAUUGGAAAUGCGACGGAAAUCCCGUAUAUUCCCGAAGAAGAAAGGGUCGCUCAGCUUACCCAUGGACAGGGAAGUGCGCAUCCAGCAGAGGCCACACCAGUGUACUCUGUUGCAGUUCAGCAAGCUGAAGCCGAGCGGGCAGUACUUGAAGAGCAUAAGCGGCACCCAGAAGAAUUAGCCGAGGAAGAUUGGGAACGGCAUCGAGAGGCUGAGACUCCUAGAGUGAUCCUUGCAUGCGAAAGCGCAAUUCUGCAAGCAGAGGCUGAAUCAUGCCAGGAGCCAGGAGAGGAGCUGCGGGUAGCAGGAGGUAUAAGUAAGCCGGAGAGGACGCCCGAGUACUUUCGUGCGGAACAGCCUCUUAAGAUGGUGCCAGGGACGAGAGAGCCGCUCCAAGAAGCCGAGCAAGUCGAUCAGGGUCGGCCGUUUCGAAAAGAAGAGGGAGGCAAGGGUAUGGUGGCUGGAAUCGGACGGUUAGACGAAAGGGAAGGUGGCGCAAGAGAAACAGAGCAUUUGGUAAAGCCGCCCGAACAGCUCCAUGUCUCAGCCAUGCCUCCGGUUGUCAUGCCACCAGAGCCAACAACAUUCCAGGAGCACGAAGCACCGAUAGAUAUGCAACAGCAGUUACAUGAUGAUGCAGAAAUCAGAGCGGCCCCAGCUCCAGUGGGUACUGCGCCCAUCCUUGCGCAGGUAGAAGAGCCAACAGAAGGCACCGAAGAAUUCCAUGAAGCGGUGGAACGUCCAAUCGAAGAGCGGCCACAGGCCCCAGUUCAAGCGCCUGCACCUGCCGCUGCUGCUGUCCCCGAGCGUCCUGGCGCAGCCCCCCGCAAGCUUAGCCGCGCAGAGCGUCGAAGAGCUGAGAAGGACGCCAAAUCUCGCGAGAAGCGGCGCCAGCGGGAAGAGAAGGACCGGGUCAACGAAGAAAAGCGACGACAAAUGGACGAGGUCCAACGUCGCCUCGAAGAGCAGAAGUCUAAUAACGGAGGUACCGAGCAAGGUCCUGGAGAGAGACGGGAUUCGAAGAUGGAAUCAGGUGGCUUCUUCACUCGGCUUUUGCGGAGGGCAUCGUCGAAGCCGACAGACGCUGCCAAUGUCGCGGGACAAUCGAACGGAGGGCAGCAGGCGGGCACCACGGCAGCGCCUGCAAUGCCAGCGCCUGCAGCAAACCAGCCACCGGUAUUGGCAUCAUGA
This is a messenger RNA of Uncinocarpus reesii 1704, 1782 nucleotides long. RefSeq lists its product as uncharacterized. The record is from RefSeq and is a predicted model, not a curated record. The coding region runs from base 1 to 1782 and encodes 593 amino acids. The transcript has 2 exons. NCBI's taxonomy places the organism in Eukaryota, Fungi, Ascomycota, Eurotiomycetes, Onygenales, Onygenaceae.